AUGACAUCCAUCAUCCACUUUACGCCCAUCUCCGGCGGGCAGGACCAGUCGCCGCCCUGUUAUCUGCUGCAGAUUGACGAGUUCCAGUGCCUGCUCGACUGCGGCUUCGAUGAGACCUUCGACAUUAACUACGUGCAGCACCUGAAGCCGUACAUUGGCUCGAUUGACGCGGUUCUACUUUCACAUCCGGACAUUCACCACCUGGGUGCCCUACCUUACUUGGUGGGCAAACUGGGCCUCUCCUGCGACGUGUACGCCACCACGCCGGUCUUCCAGAUGGGCCAGAUGUUCGCCUACGACCUCUUCCAGUCACGGAACAACUACGAGGACUUUGAGCUCUUCACCCUCGACGACAUCGACCUCGCCUUCGAGCGGGUGACGCAGGUGAAGUACAACCAGUCCAUUGUUCUGAAAGGCCGCGGCCAGGGCAUCACCCUCACCCCGCUGCCCGCCGGCCACAUGGUCGGCGGCACCAUCUGGCGCAUCGUCAAGGACGGCGGCGAGGACAUCAUCUACGCGGCGGACAUCAACCACAAGGCGGAGCAGCACCUGAACGGUUGCGACGCCGCCUUCAAGCAGAUCUCCCGGCCGUCGCUCUUCAUCACCGACUGCAUCAACGUCGACUACCACCUGAAGAAGCGGAAGGAGCGGGACGACGAGCUGCUGCGUUUCAUUCAGGAAACGGCCCGCAGCGGCGGCAACGUCCUCGUCGCCCUCGACACCGCCGGCCGCUCGCUGGAGAUUGCCCACCUCCUGGAGAGGGCCUGGGCGGACCCGGCCUCCGGGCUGCAGGCCUACAGCCUGGUCCUCCUCAACAACGUCAGCUACAAUGUGAUGGAGUUCGCCAAGUCGAUGAUGGAGUGGAUGGCCGACCGGCUGAUGCGCCAGUUCGAGGGCCAGCGCUCCAACCCAUUCGCUUUCCGCCACCUGCAGCUCUGCCACGACCUCGCCGAGGUGGCCCGCGUCCACGAGCCGGCGGUCAUCCUCGCCUCGCAGCCCGACCUCGAGUGCGGCUUCUCGCGGGAGCUCUUCUUCAGCAUGGCCGCCAACCCGAAGAACACCAUCAUCUUCACGCAGCGGCCCUCCGCCGGGACGCUCGCCGACCGGCUGCUGAAACUAAAUAGAAACGGUGGUGGUGGUGAGGGCGGUGGUGAAGAAAACAGCCACUUCAUCGAGGAGGUGAAGCGGGCUCGUGUCCCGCUGACCGGUCGCGAGCUGGACGAGUACCUCGAGGCACGGAAGCAGGAGCAGCUGGAGAAGGAACGGGCGGAGACCCGAUCCAGCCACUCCGAGUCGAGUGAUAAGCUGAACUCCACCACCCCGGACGGAAAGGCGGUGAAGCACGACCUGCUGGUGGCGGGCCGGAUCGACGGCCGCCCCAAGGGCGGCGGCUUCUUCCGCAACGCCAAGAAGUCCUACCCGAUGUUCCCCUGCAUCGAGCGGAAGCUGAAGUGGGACGAGUACGGGGAGAUCAUCAACCCCGAGGACUACUCCUCCUUUGACGUCAGUCGGAUGGGCGCGGCGCUCAACGGCGGUGUUCCCGGUGGAGAUGAUAAGGAGAAUCUUCGGCUUGAAGAGGCGAAUGGAGGGGGUGGAAAAGCAGCAGAAGCGGCCGCCGCCGCCUCCCUCGAGGCCCUCGAAGCCCUCAACCCCACCAAGUGCACCGUCUCCACCCUCCAGGUGGCCGUCCUCUGCCGCCUGGAGUUCAUCGACUUUGAGGGCCGCACCGACGACGAGUCCCUCAAGCGGCUGAUCAUCAAGGUGAACCCUCGCCGGUUGAUCCUCGUCCGCGGCGAGCCCGCCAAGAUCGCCGCCUUCAAGGACUUCUGCGUGCGGUGCUUCAACUCGGAGGAGCGCACCUUCACCCCCCAGGCGCUGGAGCCGGUGGACGCCACCACGGAGCGGCACAUCUACCAGAUCAAGCUGAAGGACGCGCUGGUCAGCUCGCUCAGCUUCAGCGCCGCCAAGAAUGGCGCCCAGCUCGCCUGGGUGGACGCCGAGGUGACGCUGGCCGCGCCCGAGUCGCUGAUGCCUGCGGAGGAGGCGGCGGCGGCGGCGGCGGCGGCGGAAGAUUCGCUCAUGCUCGGCUCCGACUAUCCCUUCCNGGCGCUGAAACUGGCACUGGAGUAUUUUGGAGAGGAUUCACUCAUGCUCGGCUCCGACUAUCCCUUCCUCCUCGGAGAGCACGUUCCCGGCACGUUGAUCACCGGCGAAAGCUGUGGCCACUUUCUGGGCGAAGCAACUCGGCGAAAGCUGCUAGCCGGUAAUGCGCUUCGAUUUUUCAGUCAUUCAUAA
Rhagoletis zephyria (snowberry fruit fly) is the source of this 2295-nucleotide messenger RNA. The record is from RefSeq and is a predicted model, not a curated record. Lineage: Eukaryota; Metazoa; Arthropoda; Insecta; Diptera; Tephritidae.